GCAGGAGGUCCAACUCGGCGCACAACUCGAACAAAUCCCGCUUGGUAGAUCCAUGAUAGCAACCAACAGAACCCUACCUAAACACGAAGAGGCAGCUAUCAAAUCCCACCCGAUCUCUCCUCUCGAUCGCUGCGUAGGACCAUAAAAUCCGACCCGAUCUCAGAGGUACCCACCAUAACAGAGUUGGACACUUCUCAAGGCCGCCUCCCGCCCUGGAUCACCCUUGACACGAGGGCAACUCCACCACGGCCAUGGAGGAGGAAGCCCCCAAGAGCCCUACAUCCGUUGGAGCCGGCGACCAGCAAGUACAGCCGGGGGCUGGCGGCGGCGAGGAGCAUGGAGGCCUCAACAACCUAGACCUCAUCAGCCGCCUCCCCGACGAGGUACUCGGUACCGUCAUCUCCCUCCUCCCCACCAGGGACGGCGCGCGCACGCAGGUCCUCUCGCGCCGGUGGCGUCCCCUCUGGCUCUCGUCCAAUGCGCCGCUCAACCUCGGCGCUGACUUCGCCCUCCGCGGGGAGGAGUGCACCCUCUGCGGUGCCACCCACGAGUGCAUGCACAAGCGCAUCGCCUUCGUCUCCAAGAUCCUUGCCAACCACCCGGGCCCGACCCGACGCUUUGCACUCCACCUCGUAUACUGGCCCAACAUCCCGGGCGUUGUCGAUGGCUGGUUCCGCUCCAGGCCCCUCUCCGGCCUCCAGGACCUCGAGGUCGUCAACAAAUCGAGCCGCUACGUGCUGCUGCCGUCGCACGCGCUGAUCCGCUUCGCGCCCACGCUUUGCCUGCUCAGCCUCAGCCAGUGUCGAUUUCCGGACCUGGGUGUGCCACCGAGUUUUCCGCACCUCAAAGAGCUUAUCAUGUACGAUGUCGGUAUCUCGGAGGACUCUUUCAAAACCUUCAUCUCCAGGUGCUCUGUUUUGCAAAGCGUUUCACUGCACAACAUGGAAUGUGGCCGCGUUUGCAUCAACUCGCCGACUAUCAGGAGCAUGAGCUUCUACGGCCGUUGGAGAAGUGUCAUCACUUUUCAGGAGCUGGUCAUUGAGGAUGCCCCUUCCCUUGAGAGGUUGGUACCACUUGAUCCAGACGGUGGUCCAGCGACCAUCCACAUAAUCCAGGCACCUAAACUGAAGAUACUUGGUUUGUUAUCUGGAGGCAUAUCCACACUCCGCAUUGGAACCACGGUUUUUCAGAAAAUGGUUGCCGUCAGCUUGAUAACCAAAAUGCACACAGUUAAGAUUUUACUUCUUGACUCUAUUGGUCCUAAUCUGGACUCAGUUGUUAACUUCCUCAAGUGCUUCCCUUGCUUGGAGAAGUUGUAUGUCAUUGUUUCACAUCCAGAAAGGGAUUCUUUUUUCUAUCCGCAGUUGCAUUCAGAAAAGGAUAUUAACAAUGUGCGGGAGUAUGACCCACUUGAUCCAAUUGAAUGCCUUGAACUCAAUCUAAAAAAGGUGGUGUUGAAGAAUUACGAUGGUAUCAAGAGGGCAAUAAUUAAUUUUGCCAAGUUCUUUAUUUUGAAUGCCAAAGUGCUGGAGGAAAUGGAAAUCGGAGUCCUCGGCCAUGGCAAUGACAAACGGAUGCAGUAUCUACAUGAAGAGCUACAGGUGGAGAAUAGAGCUUCUCAAGAUGCACAAAUUGAACUAAAGAGGGAUGUACGACAAGAUUUCAAACACCAUAGGCAUACCCAUGAUUUUUCGGUGGCGGACCCUUUUGAUAGGCCCUGUGGACGGUUGCUAUAGAUGUUCUAGAUAGCCUUUCUGGAGAUUGUGUCACCAACUGCCCUUGCUUGUCUGUCUAAUGUAAUAAUGUCAUCUCACCCCUUGUGACGAACUGCAAACUGAUCUACUUCAUUCAGCAAUGAAGUGCUUUUGUUACCCACUUUUGAAGCAAAUUAAACUAGGAUUCA
This is a messenger RNA of Triticum aestivum (bread wheat), 1903 nucleotides long. Its product is annotated as FBD-associated F-box protein At5g56370. Bases 252 to 1736 code for a protein of 494 amino acids. The record is from RefSeq and is a predicted model, not a curated record. Gene Ontology annotation, molecular function: protein binding. Lineage: Eukaryota; Viridiplantae; Streptophyta; Magnoliopsida; Poales; Poaceae. The transcript has 3 exons.